Messenger RNA from Pelmatolapia mariae (spotted tilapia), 5447 nucleotides. Its product is annotated as NACHT, LRR and PYD domains-containing protein 12-like. Gene Ontology annotation, molecular function: protein binding. Gene Ontology annotation, biological process: intracellular signal transduction. The transcript is spliced from 18 exons. The record is from RefSeq and is a predicted model, not a curated record. NCBI's taxonomy places the organism in Eukaryota, Metazoa, Chordata, Actinopteri, Cichliformes, Cichlidae. The coding region runs from base 51 to 4814 and encodes 1587 amino acids.
CGUGAUUCCUGUGCAUGAUUAUGGACGGAAGCUGUUGAAAAACAGGACAAAUGGCAGAGAGCACACGUCCCGGUGCUGGUUUUCAGUUGAGUUCAGCGGACCAGGGAACCCAGCACAGUGGCCUCAAGAGCAAGGUAUUCACCCAUGGAGGUGGCACCGGGGGAGGCAUGGAUGGUGAGGUUGGAACAGGUCAUUCAGGCCAGCCACAGGUACCAGGUAGGCGUCACUGGGAUCCAGGGAGUGCCAGGACACAAAGAAACAAGAAGAUAAUUCCUGCCGACCACUGUGUCUGCCAUGAUGACAGUAACACCAGCAUUCAGGGGUUGGAGCCAAAGCACAGCAUUGCUGAUCAUCCCAUGGCAUCUCUCACACUGGUGGACAGGAGAGUUGUUCUGAGUGGUCUGUCUGGAGGAGGGUGGGGCUCGGCCGGAAACACCAUCCUAGGACCAGAACUGUUUCUGACCGGGUCUGGGUUUGAACCAGUCUCUGGAAUCUAUGGGAGACCUGCUGAGACUGGAUCUGGACCUGAACCCAGCUGUGUUUCCUUAAAGAGUGACCAGUCCAAAGAUUUUCCCAUUACCUUUAGAGGACAACAUCCCUCUACUGCAGAGAGAAUCUAUGGGAGACCUGCUGAGCCUGGACCUGGACCUGAACCCAGCUGUGUUUCCUUAAAGAGUGACCAGUCCAAAGAUUUUCCCAUUACCUUUAGAGGACAACAUCCCUCUACUGCAGAGAGAGUUGAUCGGGAAAGCUCUGAGCUUCCCAGUGGUCAGUCUUCCCAGCAGCAUCAAAUACAGCUGGACUCCAUAUUUAUGCUGCUGGAGGACAACAUCAUCGCUUUUGUGAAAAAUGAGAUGAAAAAGCUCAAGAAGGUUCUGAAUCCAGAUUACCGAGAAUGCUUAGAGAGUCAGAUGGAAGAUGAGGAGAUGAUGGAGGGUGAGGAUGACGAGCAGAGGAGUAGCAGCAGAGAGGCAUUUGUGAGGAUCACAGUGCACUUCCUGAGGAGAAUGAAUCAGGAGGAGCUGGCUGACCGUCUACAGAGUAAACUUUCUGCUCCAGUUCAUCAACAUAAGCUUAAAUCUGCACUGAAGAAGAAGUUCCAGUGUUUGUUUGAGGGGAUUGCUAAAGCGGGAAACCCAACCCUUCUGAAUGAGAUCUACACAGAGCUCUACAUCACAGAGGGAGGGACUGCAGAGGUCAAUGCUGAACAUGAGGUCAGACAGAUUGAAACAGCAUCCAGGAAACCAGACAGACCAGAAACAACAAUCAGACAAGAAGACAUCUUUAAAGCUUCAGCUGGAAGAGAUAAACCAAUCAGAACAGUGCUGACAAAGGGAGUGGCUGGCAUUGGGAAAACAGUCUUAACACAGAAGUUCACUCUAGACUGGGCUGAAGACAAAGCCAACCAGGACAUCCAGUUCACAUUUCCGUUCACUUUCAGAGAGCUCAAUGUGCUGAAAGAGGAAAAGUUCAGCUUGGUAGAACUUGUUCAUCACUUCUUUACUGAAACCAAAGAAGCAGGAAUCUGCAGCUUUGAAGACUUCCAGGUUGUGUUAAUCUUUGAUGGUCUGGAUGAGUGUCGACUUCCUCUGGACUUCCACAAAACUAAAAUCCUGACCGACCCCAGAAAGUCCACCUCAGUGGAUGUGCUGCUGACAAACCUCAUCAGGGGGAAAUUGCUUCCCUCUGCUCGCCUCUGGAUAACCACACGACCUGCAGCAGCCAAUCAGAUCCCUCCGCAAUGUGUUGACAUGGUGACAGAGGUCAGAGGGUUCACUGACCCACAGAAGGAGGAGUAUUUCAGGAAGAGGUUCAGAGAUGAGGAGCAGGCCAGCAGGAUCAUUUCCCACAUCAAGACAUCACGAAGCCUCCACAUCAUGUGCCACAUCCCAGUCUUCUGCUGGAUCACUGCUACAGUUCUGGAGGAUAUGCUGAAAACCAGAGAGGGAGGACAGCUGCCCAAGACCCUGACUGACAUGUUCAUCCACUUCCUGGUGGUUCAGGCCAAAGUGAAGAAGGUCAAGUAUGAUGGAGGAGCUGAGACAGAUCCACACUGGAGUCCAGAGAGCAGGAAGAUGAUUGGGUCUCUGGGACACCUGGCUUUUCAUCAGCUUCUGAAAGGAAACAUCAUUUUCUAUAAAUCAGACCUGACAGAGUGUGGCAUCGAUAUCAGAGCAGCCUCAGUGUACUCAGGAGUGUUCACACAGAUCUUUAGAGAGGAGACGCGGCUUUACCAUAACCAGGUGUUCUGCUUCAUCCAUCUGAGUGUUCAGGAGUUUCUUGCUGCUCUUCAUGUCCAUCUUACCUUCAUCAACUCUGAAGUCAAUUUGUUGGAGAAGCAACAAACAACCUCCAAGUGGUCUAAAUUAUUCAACAAACCGAAACAACAAUCUCUCCAUCAGACUGCUGUGGACAAGGCCUUACAGAGUCCACAUGGACAUCUGGACUUGUUCCUUCGCUUCCUUCUGGGUCUUUCACUGCAGACCAAUCAAACUCUACUACAAGGCCUGUUGACAGAGACAAGAAGUAGCUCACAGACUAAUGAGAAAACAAUCGAGUACAUUAAGGAAAAGAUCAGAAGUAAUCUGUCUGCAGAGAAAAGCAUCAAUCUGUUCCACUGUUUGAAUGAACUGAAUGAUCGUUCGCUGGUGGAGGAGAUCCAACAGUCCCUGACAUCAGGACACCUUUCCACAGAUAAACUGUCUCCUGGUCAGUGGUCAGCUCUUGUCUUCAUCUUACUGUCAUCAGAAAAAGAUCUGGAUGUGUUUGACCUAAAGAAAUACUCUGCUUCAGAGGAGGCUCUUCUGAGGCUGCUGCCAGUGGUCAAAGCCUCCAACAAAGCUCUACUGAGUAACUGUAACCUGACAAAGAAAAGUUUUGAUGCUUUGUCCUCACUUCUCGGUUCCCAGUCCUCUAGUCUGAAAGAGCUGGACCUGAGUAACAACAACCUCCAGGAUCAAGGAAUAAAGACUCUGUCUGCUGGACUGCGGAAUCAACACUGUAAACUGGAAAUUCUCAGAGUGAAUGACUGUUACUUAGAGAGAUGCUGGGAAGCUCUGUCCUCAGUUCUCAGCUCCCAGUCAUCUAGUCUGAGAGAACUAGAUCUGAGUAACAAUGACCCACAGGAUUCAGGAGUGAAGCUUCUGUCUACUGGACUCCAGGAUGAACACUGUAAACUGGAAACUCUCAGACUGAGUGGCUGUACACUCUCACAGAGAAGCUGUGAAACACUGUCCUUAGUUCUCAGUUUCAAGCACUCUAGUUUGAGAGAGCUGGAUUUGAGUAACAAUGACCUGCAGGAUUCAGGAGUGAAGCUUUUGUCUGUUGGGCUGCAGAGUCCACACUGUGGACUGGAAACUCUCAGACUGAGUGGCUGUAACCUCUCAGAGAAACGGUGUGAAGCUUUGUCCUCAGUUCUCAGCUCCCCAUCCACUACUCUGAUAGAGCUGGACCUGAGUAACAAUGACCUUCAGGAUUCAAGACUGAAGUUUCUGUGUACUGGACAGCAGGGUCAACACUGGAAACUGAAGACUUUAAGACUGAGUGACUGCAACCUCUCAGAGAGAAGCUGUGAAACUCUGUCCUCAGUUCUCAGUUCGCAAUCCUCUAGUCUGAGAGAGCUGGACCUGAGUAAUAAUGAUCUGCAGGAUUCAGGCGUGAGGCUUCUGUUUUUUGAACUGCAGAGUCCACACUAUAAACUGGAAACUCUCGGACUAAGUGGCUGUAGGCUGUCAGAGAGAAGCUGUGAAGCUUUGUCCUCACUUCUUACUUCCCAGUUCUCUAGUUUGAGAGAGCUAGAUCUGAGUAACAAUGACCUGCGGGAUUCAGGAGUGAAGCUUCUUUCUUUUGGACUGCACAGUCCACACUGUCAACUGAAAACUCUAAGACUAAGUGAUUGCAGACUGACAGAGAGAAGCUGUGAUGCACUGUCCUCACUUCUCAGCUCCCAAUCCUCUAGUCUGAGAGAGUUGGACCAGAGUAACAAUGACCUCCAAGAUUCAGGAGUGAAGUUUCUGUCUGUUGGACUGCAGAGUGCACACUGUAAACUUCAGACUCUUAGUCUAUCAGGCUGUCAGAUCACAGAGGAAGGCUGUACUUCUCUGGCUUCAGCUCUUAGUUCUAACCCCUCCCAUCUGAAAGAGCUGGACCUAACCUACAAUCAUAGAGGAGACUCAGGAAUGAAGCUGCUGUCAGCUGGACUGAAGGAUCCACGUUGGAGACUGGACACUCUCAGGGUGGAGCCUGCUGGAGUCCAAUGGUUGAGAGCCAAAGAUCUGAGGAAGGAUUCCUGUCAACUCACAAUCGACACAAACACAGUCAAUAGAUACCUGAAACUGUCUGACAACAACAAGAAGGUGACAUGCGUCUGGGAACGUCAAUCAUAUCCCGAUCAUCCACACAGAUUUGAUCCCAGGUAUCAACUGCUGUGUAGAAAUGGUCUCACUGGUCGCUGUUACUGGGAAGUGGAGUGGAGAGGAAAUGUUUAUAUAUCAGUGAGUUACACAAAAAUCAAAAGGAAAGGAAAAAGUAAAGACGGUUUGUGUGGAUGGAAUGAUCAGUCCUGGAGUCUGUACUGCACUGACGAUGCUCCUCGUUUUGUUAGGCACAAUAAGAUAAGAACAUUCAUCUCCUCCUCCUCUUCAGUCUCUAACAAAGUAGCAGUGUAUGUGGACUGUCCUGCUGGCACUCUGUCCUUCUACAGAGUCUCCUCUGACACUCUGAUCCACCUUCACACCUUUAACUCCACAUUCACUGAACCUGUUUAUCCUGCGUUUGGUUUUUGGUCUCCUGGAUCCUCAGUGUUUGUCUGCUGAGUGUCACCCUGUUAGAGAAACACUCUGGCUGUUGAACAGAUAGUUCAGUCUGUAGAUGUGUGUGUCUUUUACUCAGAGACAAUUUUUCAAUCAGUUAAUGAUUUAAUCUGUUCCAAAUGAUUACUUAUGAAGCUACUAGAGGUGGGGUGAGGCACUGAGGCGCCAAACCCUGUUUCAUUCUAUUGAAGAAGACUGGUUUGAAACACUGUAUGACAUCCCCAUGACUAAUAAUGUUUGAGGCUUCGUACUUCACAAUGAAGACACUGAAAGUAAGGUGACUGAUUCAACCUGGUCUCCCACAAUAAUUUAUAAUUACUCUUGUGUUGAAUUUGGAAUAAACAACAUGUGUGAAUCAUUGGAAAUGUGUAUCUGCUGUUAGAUUUGUAUCGUGAUUGUCAUUUAUGCUUAGAAAUAUCUACUUAUAUAUUCUUAGAGUUUUAUAAUUAGGUGUAGAUUGGUAGAGGUUUGAUCCUUAAUAAUUUGCAAGCUUUGUGUGCAUUCCAGAGCUCUCUGACUUUCACACCCACAUUUUAGGAGCAUGGGAGAGGUCGUACCUUGUCUUAUUGUUUUAUGGUAGGAUAAACGUAUCUAUAUCUGUUUUAGGCUAAGUGCCUUUUGUUUAGAUGGACGGCU